Molecule: messenger RNA, 1659 nt
Organism: Vitis vinifera (wine grape)
Lineage: Eukaryota; Viridiplantae; Streptophyta; Magnoliopsida; Vitales; Vitaceae
Exons: 1
Coding region: 293-1126 (277 amino acids)
Source: RefSeq, a predicted model, not a curated record
GCAAAACAAGGGCCGCUUCGGUCAUUCGGUGUGAUGAUGAUUGUAAUGAGUUGCCAGUUGGCAAUAAAGUAAACCGAAAAAGACGAAUGUAACCUGGACUGUCAGAAUACCUCCCACAAACUGCGAAGCUGUGCCCUUCUCUACUCUCUAGAUUCUCUUUCCAUGUCCUUUCCUUGUAAAAAGCUGAAAGACCCCCCUUUCCCGCCAAAAAAAACUCCCUCCUUCCCUUUUAUUACCGUCUCCCAUUCUACCUCCCAUUUAUUGUAGUCAAGCUUUUUACUCGGUGGGAGAGAUGAAAGGGUCUUCCAAGUUGGUAAUGGGAGCAACGCUGCUGAUGGCGGUGCUCCUGGCCAUAGUGUUAGGCCUGGUCCUGGUGCUGUUGGCGGAGCUCUACUGCUCUCUUUUGCAGCGCAGGCGUCGACCACUGGUCACCGCCACCUCCGAUUCCAUCCUCACAGCCAACACUUGCUCUCCUCAGCCUUCACAGGCCCAAGUCCAAUCAGCUCUUCCUCCCCCUCCUCCCCUCGCUAGUUUCUACUCUCAAGGGGUUCUUCGCGCUCCUAGAAGCUUCCUCUUCCCUGCUGUGUCUAGCGAGGAAGACAAGGCGGAGAUGAAGAAGCAGCAUUCUCAGAUUCAAACAAUUCUUGAAGUGCAGACUCCACAAUCAAACACCAGUCCCCACAGAAUCGGUCUUCUUGCAGCUUCACCUCCACCACCUCCAUCAGCUCCAUCCAAACCAAUUCAACAAGGUGGUGGCAGUAGUUGCAAUGAAGGAGUCUGCGGUAGUGGAGAGGAUUUUAUCUACAUAUCCAAUCCCAUUUAUGACAACGAGGCAAACCGACCAAGCCUGGUGGACACCCCAUUUGAAACCCCGGACACAUCGCCUUCGCGUUUAGAAAUGGGAAGUUCUUCUGGUGAGGAUGAGGUAGCCCAGCCAUGUCAGUCCAGCCCUUCCUCGCCACCAACCACUCCUCCAUUAACUCCAAUGAAGAAGCUCCCAGCCGAGGCUUGUUCGGUUUCACUGAGAGAUGCCCGGUCUCUUGGCACUUCAGGCAGUGAUUCUAACAGCAUCAAUGGCCCUUCAUCAUCAUCAUCCGGGUCUCCUCGCACUUCCCCUUCAUGGUGAGCUUGUUUCUUGGGGUGAGUGUUUUUGUGAAUAGAAUAAUGCCAGGUGGAAGGAAAUGAGGAAAGAGACAGAAAGACUCCAACCCAAGAACCUUUCUCAGCAGGCGUGACAAUGGCUCGUCAACCCAAAGAUCUUUUCUAAACUCUUCUCUCCAUGUUGUAGAAUCCUUCUUUUUUUUGUCCCUUGUUUUGUGUGGGUGUUUUUUGGAAACGCAUUGCAAGAUUACCCUUUGGUAGUAGAAAACAAAGCCUUCUUUUUGUUUUGGGAUUUGUGAGGAUGCAUGUGAGCUGUGUGAUGUGUGUGGACCAUAUGAAAAGAAAAGAUAGAAUCACUGGUUGUGAUGGAUCUAGUAUGCUGAUUCCAAAGGCAUUGAAGCCAAAACACCAGAACUGUCACCUGCGACUGCGUGGCUUUUGUCCACUUUAGGUAGGUAAGGACAGCUCUCCUUUUGCAUUCCUGGCCCCAUAUGUAAGAACGUUCAGUUCCUUUACUCACCCGUUUUCGUUUUUUAACAAACAAAACUAUUAUGAAUC